AUGUUUGCCGUGUUCACGGUCACAUCGCUCUACCUGUGCGCCAAGGCCCGCCUGUUCACCUCCGCCGGGCCGGGCCACUUUGCAAAGGCCGUGCUGUGCCUGCUGCCGCUGGGCCUGGCCACCUUCAUCACCAUGAGCCGUGUGGCCGGCUACAAGCACGACUUUUCAGACGUCAACUGCGGCAUGGCGCUCGGCCUGGCGAGCGGCGCGUUUGCCUACCACCUCAACUACCCCAGCCCCUUCGACCCCUCGUGCGACGAGCCCAGGACGCGCGGCGGCGCGGCUGCGCGGCGCGGCAAGACCGCCGCGCUUGCGGCCGAGGCCACAGACACCGCCGCCGCGGCGGCGCCAGCAGGGGAGAGCCUGGAGGAGGGCGGCGGCGGCGCGCUGCACGACCCUCUUCUCGGCUGA
Molecule: messenger RNA, 411 nt
Organism: Monoraphidium neglectum
Lineage: Eukaryota; Viridiplantae; Chlorophyta; Chlorophyceae; Sphaeropleales; Selenastraceae
Product: phosphoesterase, PA-phosphatase related-family protein
Exons: 4
Coding region: 1-411 (136 amino acids)
Biological process (GO): phospholipid metabolic process
Molecular function (GO): phosphatidate phosphatase activity
Source: RefSeq, a predicted model, not a curated record